Heterostelium album PN500 is the source of this 2304-nucleotide messenger RNA. Its product is annotated as prespore-specific protein. Gene Ontology annotation, cellular component: nuclear pore; nuclear pore inner ring. NCBI's taxonomy places the organism in Eukaryota, Evosea, Eumycetozoa, Acytosteliales, Acytosteliaceae. The record is from RefSeq and is a predicted model, not a curated record. Gene Ontology annotation, molecular function: structural constituent of nuclear pore. Gene Ontology annotation, biological process: nuclear pore organization. The coding region runs from base 1 to 2304 and encodes 767 amino acids. The transcript has 9 exons.
AUGGAAGAAGAAGUAUUUUCAGAUCCACAAGGUAGAUUGUUAGCAUUGCUAAGAGGUGCAACAACCUCUGAUGAAAAUACAAUCGGUGGUGGAUCAUCGAUCAUCAAUAGCAAUGAACUCUCACAGUUCCUGUGGGCACAGCGCGAUCUGUUCAGUGCCAACAAAUUCCUACAGUUGAAACCGAUCGUAAAAGAGAUAAGUGAACAACAACGCAAAGAGAUAAGAAUCAAAAAGCAAUUCAAUCUCAAUGGUGAUAUCAUAGAGGUUGUCGAUGACUUUAUCAAUAUUGCAUUCCAAAUCUCUGAUAAAUUGAACAUCGAUGAGUAUCUAGCAUGCCAAACACUGGCAAGAGUUGUAAACAUGACAUCUACACGUGAUGCAACUUUAUUGAUAAAUCAAUGUGAAGAGUAUCUAUAUCAAGCAAGAUCAUGUUAUUUAGAUACACUAAGAGAGAUUUUAAAUAUGUUUAUGUGUGAGUUGUUAUCGCAACACAACGAUUGUUUGGUCACUGUACUACUAAGAUUGUUAGAAGAGAAGAUCAGAAAUAUAACUGUUCCUACCAAUCAAAAGGAAUCUACCUAUAGACUACAGGAAUGUCAAAAGAUCGUAGAUUGUCUAUUCUUGAUAAGUUUCCAGUUUACAUUAAAAGAAGAAUCAAUUAGAUCUCUCAUCUCAAAGUUAAAAGAAGUUUCAAAGUUAUAUUCGAAUCAACAACCAAACAAUACAUUAUAUUCACCAUUAUUCCAAAUUACAUUUACAUUAUUAUUGAAUAUCUUUGUUAUAUUUGUAGAAUCAAAGGUAUUACUAAUGAAUCCACACGAACAUAAACCAACAGUAAACACUGCAUUGACAUCCAAUACAUUCUUGACUAAAGUAGAAGCAGAUAUUACAUCGGAUUGGGAACAUAAUUUAUCAAUUCAAUCAACAUUACAAUCAGUUUUCUAUUUGUUAAAGUUAAAGGAAUCAGCCAAUGAUUUCGAUCAAUGGUCACAACGUGCAUUCCCAAAGGAUCGUAACCCAGCAGAGUUUCUCGCUCGAAUCGUCGAAUUCCAAGAGUUCAAGAACAACUCACUAAAGAACUUCUACCUCUUUGUUUUAGAUGAAUAUUGUUGUUCUUUGAUACAAUAUUUCCCAAUCAAUGAUAAGAUGAAUUGUAUGAUGAUGGCGGCACUCACUGUGUGCAACGGUAUCGAGGUGUACAACUUCUUCACCAAAGACUCUGCACAGUUCACAUGGAACAAGAUCCUGCAACACAUGCAAUUCUACAUUGAGAGUUUGAAUCAGCCAAACACCGAGUUGUCGCCGUCCGACACCGAAGCACUCAACGCCUUCCUCUGUCUCAUCACCGAGGUCAUCAACUACUCGCCGCAUCUCGCACAGAUGCUCAGCAGAAGCACACCGAUCCUAUUGCUCUUCUUCCGUUACGUGACAGCGCCAGUCUCUGUCGGUUUGAAAUCCACUACACUCAAAGCGAUAACAGCUUGCGCAAAGUAUCCAAUUUAUGUUCCAGAUAUUUGGAAGCUAUUAAAUGAAUCAGAGAUAUUCCCAAGUGGUUUGAGAAUGGAAUCACAAAGCUCAGAACACGGUGAAUUCCCUUUCACUCAGCAGUUUCUCGAGUUGUUCUAUCAGUUGAUUCAAGGAUCGCCGUUCUUGUUUGAUCGCUCGAAUGACAGUGUGAUGCAAGUGUAUCUCGAGCAUAUCAUGAACUUGUUCUCGUCGUUCAACAACAAGGCAUUCAACAACAUCUUGGACAAGUGGAAAUUCACACUGACCAUUCUCAACAUCUUUGUAUUCUGUCUCUCUCAUUUCAAGUCGUCGAUCAUCAACCAUGUCAUCGAUCGUAAACAUCCAGUCUAUCCACUCUACAUCGAGUUGACAAGAGAAUCACACAACCUAACACUUCAAACAAUUAUAAAUAUAAUUGAUACAGCUACAAAUGAAAAUUAUUGCCAAGUUGAUAGAUCAUCAGAACCGCGAGAUAGCAUUGAAAGCGUUGCGUUUGAUCUACUCUUUCGAGAUCUACACUCAGCGUAUAUCUUCGUUGUUCUUGGUGUCUUGUCCCGACGACAUUCUCGAGCGGUUCGUCAAGGUGCUAGAGUACAUCGAGCAAGACCAAGAGCUGUUUACCGGCGGCUACUACCAGCAAUCCGUUCAGUUCCAGCAGUACGCUUCGAACUCUAUUCAAUGGACGAUUGCACAGCUCAUUCUGUUCUGUCUCGACAAGUCUGCUUACACCUCGAACUACACACUGGCGCACUUCCUGCUCGGUUGUCCGUCGACCUACGAUCUCUCGACCGACUUUGA